Cladophialophora psammophila CBS 110553 is the source of this 345-nucleotide messenger RNA. RefSeq lists its product as uncharacterized. The transcript has a single exon. The coding region runs from base 1 to 345 and encodes 114 amino acids. NCBI's taxonomy places the organism in Eukaryota, Fungi, Ascomycota, Eurotiomycetes, Chaetothyriales, Herpotrichiellaceae. The record is from RefSeq and is a predicted model, not a curated record.
AUGGAGACCAUGCAUGGAUACGGCGAGAGCUGGUUCACCAACCUGAACAACCUGGGAAGCGAGUACGCCACCCAACACGCCCAGAAACAAGCCGCUCCCAAAGCAACAUCACCGAUGCAUAACUACGGCGACUCGUGGUUCGAGAACCUCAACAGUCAGAGAUUACAGUACGAGCAACAACACCAACCACACAACUAUGGCGACUCGUGGUUCGAGAGCCUCAACAGCCAGAGAAUGCGGUACGAGCAACAACACCAGCCACACAACUACGGGGCAACUUGGUUCGACGGCUUCGAGCAAAUGUGGGAAAAAUGGCAAGACUCCAAGAACGGCGGACACGCCUGA